UGAGGACGGGGGAACAAAACUCCGGGACGACCUCCUCGCGGUCUGACGUACCCGGUGCCUCUGCUAUAAAUGAAUUCCAAGCGUCACUGGGCUCAGAAACAUUCGCAGUUCCAGUGAGCACCCCUCUCCGCCGACAUCCACAGCACUCUUUACGCACAUUCCCCCACCCCCCUCCCCCCAAACACACGCGCACUUCACAACACAUACCCAAACACGUAUGCGUCAUGCGCCCUAAAGAGAGAGACGGCACGGACGAGGUGACUCCGAUGGACCCGAGCAGUAGCGAACACGCCACCAAACAGAUGUGAGCGACUGACCCCCCACUCCUGUAGAAGCUCCCCCCUCCCCCUCCAGCUGUCCCGGGAUAGUGCUCUCUGAGCGCGUACGGAGUGGGGUGAAUUAUGGAUUUUCCAGCAACCACCGGCAACGACAGCAACGCCACCUCGGGGUCCCCCGGCGGGGGUCUCGGUAUGGUCGCGCGCUGGAACUCCAGCGAGAACAGCAGCGCGGCUCCGGGCUCUACGGCGGAGGACAUGGAGCUGAGUUACCAGGUGGUCACCUCUCUGCUGCUGGCGGCCCUCAUCCUCUGCUCCACGUUCGGCAACGCGUGCGUCGUGGCGGCGAUCGCCUUGGAGAGGUCCCUCCAGAAUGUAGCCAAUUACCUGAUCGGGUCCCUGGCCGUGACGGACUUGAUGGUGUCGGUGCUCGUGCUUCCCAUGGCGGCCCUCUACCAAGUGCUGAACAAGUGGACUUUGGGGCAGACGAUUUGUGAUAUAUUUAUCUCUUUGGAUGUACUGUGUUGCACCUCGUCCAUCCUGCACCUGUGCGCCAUAGCCUUGGACAGGUACUGGGCCAUCACGGACCCCAUCGACUAUGUCAACAAGCGGACACCUCGGCGAGCGGCGAUCUUGAUCAGUGUCACCUGGCUGAUCGGUUUCUCCAUUUCCAUUCCGCCUAUGUUAGGCUGGAGGAGCGCGGAGGACAGGGCGAACCCCGACGCGUGCACCAUCAGCCAGGACCCGGGAUACACCAUCUACUCCACUUUUGGGGCUUUUUACAUCCCACUCAUCCUCAUGUUGGUCUUAUACGGAAAGAUCUUUAAAGCGGCCCGCUUCCGAAUUCGGAAGACGGUGAAGAAGACUGAGAAAGUUAAAGUGUCGGACAAAAGCUUCAGUGUGUCUCCGGCGCUGUUUCAUAAGAAGACCAACGGGGAGACAGGGGACAAGGGCUGGAAGCUCGGCGCGGAGUCCAAGAUGAACUCCCCGUGCGUAAACGGCGCGGCGAGACGUGCAGAGGAAGGUGAGUCGCUGGAGAUCAUAGAGGUGAUCAGCAACUCUAAAACCCAUCUCCCUCUGCCCAACACCCCGCAGUCGUCCCACGGUUGCGAUCACACGAACGACAAGGCGUUGGACGCCAAGAAAAAAAUUGCGAUGGCCAGAGAGCGCAAAACGGUGAAGACCUUGGGGAUCAUCAUGGGGACGUUCAUCGUGUGCUGGCUGCCGUUCUUCAUCGUAGCGCUGGUGCUGCCUUUCUGCGCGGAGAGCUGCUUCAUGCCCGAUCAGCUGAUGGCAGUCAUCAGCUGGCUGGGCUACUCCAACUCCCUCCUGAACCCCAUCAUUUACGCGUACUUCAACAAGGACUUCCAGAGCGCUUUCAAGAAAAUCAUGAAGUGCAAAUUUCACAGACAUUGACGAGGCAUGCUGGUAUGCACAAUGAACGCAGUGUGUUUGUUUUUUUUGCAUUUACUUUGUAUGGACUAAACAAAGACAGAAAGACAGCAAGGAAAUGUGUAUCGAAUAUGAAAAAGCAAAAAAAAACAACAAAAAAAAGAAUAUACAAGGACAAUCACGUUACGGAGUUGGAUGGAUGAGGGACCACGUCUUUGUAUGGACGGACGAGAGAGAGGGAACCCAGAAGGUUUGAUCGCGGUUUAGAUUCCGGUUUAAUCGAUGUUGUAGCUCUUGCCUAUACGCAGCAUCGUUGUUUCAUGCAAUACAUGUCAUGACGUGUGCUGACUACAUCAUGCAUCCAUACGGGACUACUCAACCAUGAGCUUUGUAGAGCUGAACAAAUAAAGGCAAUGUAACUUUAUCAA
Messenger RNA from Gadus morhua (Atlantic cod), 2095 nucleotides. RefSeq names its product 5-hydroxytryptamine (serotonin) receptor 1A a (gene htr1aa). Gene Ontology annotation, biological process: adenylate cyclase-activating adrenergic receptor signaling pathway; regulation of behavior; regulation of vasoconstriction. Gene Ontology annotation, cellular component: plasma membrane. Lineage: Eukaryota; Metazoa; Chordata; Actinopteri; Gadiformes; Gadidae. The transcript has a single exon. The record is from RefSeq and is a predicted model, not a curated record. Bases 402 to 1691 code for a protein of 429 amino acids. Gene Ontology annotation, molecular function: G protein-coupled serotonin receptor activity.